GCACGCCCGGCCUGCAGCGGGACCGCGUGCCAGCGCCGCGCGGGGCCGUGCCCCCGUCGCCGCCGCUGGGCGAGGCCGACGGCGGGGGCGUGGUGCCGCCCGUGUCUCAGCCGGACGUGCAGGCGGAGAAGGUGUUUCUUAUCAUGUCCGCCUUCCGCGACGGGGAGCGGUGCGACGAUGGGGCUGGCGCUCACGCGAGCGGCUUAUCCAGGCCGCAUUCAUUUCCGCGUCAUGCAGGCCAUCGGCCGCACGAACCUGCCGUACGUCUCCUGCAUCGUGGCCUUCGCGCGCAAGGAGCUCGCGGAGUUCUGCGCGGCGCGCGGCGACGCCGCCGCGUGCAGGGCCGCCGUCCUGGAGCGCGUGGCCGUCUGGACCAUCCCCCUGGAGAUGGGCAAGGGCCCGGCGCACCAGCGGGGGCUGCUGAACGAGGUGCGAGACCACAACGAUCCCGGAGCGUUCUGCCUCAACACGGACUCCCACAUGGACUUCCACGAGAGGUGGGACGAGCUCAUGAUCCAGGAGUGGGUCGGAAUAGGCAACGAGUUCGCGGUCUGCACCGCCUACCCCAUGAGGAUGAUGAGCAACCAGGACAAGCUCUUCGCCAAGAGCCACGUGGACUUGUGCGGUUGGAACCUGGAGAACGGCAUACCGCGCGGCCAGGGUGGCGACAAUUUGCGGUCGGAGCCAGGGCAGAAACCCUAUCUGACCAUGAACUGGGCGGCUGGUUUCUCGUUCGGCCGGUGCCACAUGGACCGCAACGUGCCAGUGGACAAGCACCUGGAGUGGAUCUUCACUGGCGAGGAGGUCGACCGUGCCGUGCGCCUCUGGACCUCCGGGUACGAUCUGUACCUCCCCGCGUUCACCUACAUCUACCACGACUACGACCACGCCAAGCAGGAGUUCUGGUCAGUCAAGCACGACCAGAGCCUCCCAGGCAGAUCGAAGGCUAGGAUCAAGGCCAAGCUGAACAUCACUUCCCCCGCAGGCGCCAGGGCGAGGCGAGAUGCAGCCUCGGAUGAGGCGCCCGACUUCGGCCUCUUCGGGCUCGGCAGCCAGCGCACGCUGGAGCAGUACGUGGAGUGGGCGCGAGUCGACCUGGGCACCCCGCAGUGGAGGGACUUCCUGGCCAGGCGGGGCCUCCAGCCCGUGGUGAACAACAUGCCGCACUGGUACUGCCAGACCCUCGCGCGCGUGCCGGUAAGGAGCUCGAGGGCCUUGCGCGAGGCGGUGCAGCAGGGCGGCCUGCCCGCGGCCGAGUGGCGCUUCAGGCCAGCGUUCGACAGCUCGGACCCAGACGCGCUGCCAGUGAUGGCACUCGACGAGCAGAGCGGCUUAUAG
Prorocentrum cordatum is the source of this 1338-nucleotide messenger RNA. Lineage: Eukaryota; Dinophyceae; Prorocentrales; Prorocentraceae. The record is from the annotation of a GenBank genome assembly.